CUCGCUGACGAGCAUCCAUUACAACAACUGCGCGGUCUUUCGAGGGCAGCAUAACACCCUCCCAUAUCAAGCAGAAUGGCGACGGUCGGGGAUGGCCCCCGAGCUGGCAAAGCCAAAGACUUCGACAUAGUCGCAACUUACUACCGUCUCCUAGCUGAAGACCCCGAUCUCACAAUGCCAGUCGCUGCAAUUGAGGCUCUCAUUGAGCUACUCGUCCAGUCUCGCGCCGUUACCAUCUACGAAACCCUCGACCUAGUUAAGACUCAGUCCGAUUACCUCAAGUCGCGCGUCCCCAACUCCAUCUCCCUAUCUGCCGGAACAGACCUUUUUCAACGCUAUAUUAUAUCUUCGUUAAAACCCACCAGUACGGGCAGUUUUGAGGCCGUCAGACAGCAUCUGUUAAGUAAUGGUCGGCUGUUUGUCAGCCGGGCCAAGGCAGGGAGGGAGAGGAUCGCGGCGUACGGCAGACACUUCGUAAGAGAUGGGAGUGUGGUUCUUACCCAUGGCGGCUCAAGGGUUGUGGGGGCGUUAUUGGCAAAGGCAGCGGAAGCGAGUGCAAGCGGUGGAAACGUGCGAUUCAAAGUUAUUUAUGUAAUGAACGAUGCGCGGAGCUCAGAAAGCAAGACGGUAGUCUCGGCCUUAAGGGCUAAGGGUGUACCUGUUGCUACCAUAUCAGAGGGGGCGGUGGGCUAUGCUAUGGGAAAGGUCAACCUCGUGAUUGUCGGUGCUGAAGGUGUGGUUGAGAACGGCGGAGUUAUUUCGAGAUUGGGCACAUAUCAAAUUGCUUUGCUAGCAAAGGCUGCGGGCAAGCCAUUUUAUGUCGCUGCAGAGAGCCACAAGUUCGUCAGACUUUAUCCUCUCGGACAAUACGACCUUGGCAUCGAUCAAGAAGUGAUUGAUUUCAGAACUGAGGAUGAGAAGGAUCCGGCACAAGAGGAGGGGAAAUCGACGGGCACGGUCCCAAAGCCGGAGGAGAAAUCAGAAGGCUCACCCAGCUCCCCCGCGCAGCCAAAACAGGCUGUGGAUGCUGUUGACUUUACGCCACCCGCUCUUGUAUCAGCAUUGCUCACCGAAACUGGUGCGCUGACGCCUAGCGCCGUUAGUGAGGAACUUAUCAGCGUCUGGUAUUGAGCUGGGCAGCACAGCAGGCAAAUCAAGUCUCGAGAGACUGAUGGUCUUCUCAUAAACAGAAAACUUACCCAGUCGCUGUUGCCGGUUCCUACCUAACGGAGUCAACUGUAUUACCUAAUCAGGUUUUCGACUCUAACGGCUCUGCGAAUACUAUGAUAGAUUGAUGGAGGCGCCUAUCUCCAAGAAUUGUCUAUUCGUGUUAUAUCUAGGAUGUUAUUGCGACAUGGAUGUGGGUAUGAUUUGACGAAGUAGCAAGACUUCAUAGCUUUUGCUACUUUAAGUAGAGAAUACAAAUCCCUUCCUAGGGACCUAUUCAAACCUCACUAUUGUAUCAAGUUUUAUG
Molecule: messenger RNA, 1474 nt
Organism: Amorphotheca resinae ATCC 22711
Lineage: Eukaryota; Fungi; Ascomycota; Leotiomycetes; Helotiales; Amorphothecaceae
Exons: 3
Coding region: 76-1131 (351 amino acids)
Biological process (GO): translational initiation
Cellular component (GO): eukaryotic translation initiation factor 2B complex
Molecular function (GO): translation initiation factor activity; guanyl-nucleotide exchange factor activity
Source: RefSeq, a predicted model, not a curated record